Haliotis rufescens (red abalone) is the source of this 4237-nucleotide messenger RNA. Its product is annotated as fasciclin-1-like. Lineage: Eukaryota; Metazoa; Mollusca; Gastropoda; Lepetellida; Haliotidae. Bases 647 to 3895 code for a protein of 1082 amino acids. Gene Ontology annotation, molecular function: cell adhesion molecule binding. Gene Ontology annotation, cellular component: extracellular matrix. Gene Ontology annotation, biological process: cell adhesion; extracellular matrix organization. The record is from RefSeq and is a predicted model, not a curated record. The transcript has 22 exons.
CAGUGGCUGAAACCAGUUGAAAUAGACAUCAGCUCCUGAGUGUGUACAGCGCAGUGACACGUGUGUAUGUGAAAUACACAUCACCGUGGUUUAUACAAGCCACCGCUGCGAUAUGGGAUUUAUACGAAAUCGACAUGAUGUUAUGUGAAAUUGACAUGUUUCUAUGUGAUAUUAUCACGUUCUGAUUACGGAGUAGUUCUUUAUGGUCGAGCACUUCGGUUGAUAUUUGGUUCAAUCAAAAGUUGUUUAGCGAGUUUUCAUUUCCAGGAGCACUCGUCAUACGUGUGGGUGGUUGACCGUGAAAUAGACAAGGGGAGGGUUGCAAACGAUGACAGUGAUGAAUAUAUGAACAAAUUGACUAAUGAGGUGAAGCUUGCAACUAUCAAUCAAUACCCCGGAGGAUUUGACAGUCUGAGUAUUAUUGUCAGUUAAUAGUUGUGGGACCUACAACCGCAUCACAACGACGGUACAACGACGUUACACCUCAACAUACAGCUUACUCGUUAAUGUGUGCAACGGUUCGAUACAGUGUGAAGUGUUAGUGAAUUAGCUGUGUUAUUGUGCUGCUUGAAAUCAUCACGACCGACAGCGGCCAGAUAUGAAGUGUUCAGUGAUUUCCAAGGCAAAUUAAAGACAGUUGGUGAAAAUGGGACGAUAUUCAGGAAACGUAACCUUGUUGGUUUGGAUACUUUGCUGUAAUUUCUGCCAUGGAUACACGACACUUUGGGAUGUGGUGAAAAACGAGUUCUCCUUACACAAGAUCGCUCGUGCAAUAGAAGAAAGGGAACUGUCGUACCUCUUCAUGGCUGAGAAUAUCACCAUCUUUCUGCCCUCCAAUGACGCCUACUUUGACUUUGUGCCCAAGUCGUUUGGAUACAACCGUAAUGACGUCAACAUGUGGCGGGAACUGGUUCUGUACAGCUCAGUGCAAGGGGCUCUUCUACUCGAGAACAUCAAAGACAAAGACAUGCUGGGGACCCGACUGGGAGCCGACUUCAAAAUUUACUGUAAUAAGUAUACAGAUAAGAAGGGACAGUUUACCACAAUAAACGGUGCCCGCUUUAUAGAGAGCGACAUCCAGACUGAGAACGGCGUGCUUCACAUCAUGGACCGAGUGCUGGCCCCCAUGUCGAGCAACAACACUCUGGCCGAGUACAUAGAGCGUCCCACCAUCCCCAACCUGUCAUUUGAGUCUAUCAUCAAGGCGAAGAUCGUGGUGCCAGAUCUUGAGGCAGAGACGAGGAACUCCAGCCUCUACUUCACAUCCUUCUCACCCAACGAUUCCUUUCUCCUGGCAAUGCCCUCGUAUGGCAAAGACCGGAUCUUCUUAGAUUGGGGACUUCUCGAAAAAGUCUACCGAGCACAUAUAGUUCCGUACUCGGUCUUGUUUCUUCCAUCAAUUGGACCGAUGCCCAACAUCCAGGCGUCAGUCGGCACACUCAGCUUCACUCGAUACAACGGCCAAAUCUAUGUCUACAACGGCAUGGUGAGAGCACGGGUUGUACAGGCAAACAUCCCCGUUGGCAACGGCGUGCUCCAUGUCAUCGACAACCUCCUGUACUUCGUCUACGACAACGUUGUGCAGAGACUCGGUGGUAUGCAAGAAACAAGCAAAAUGUGGGAGUACAUGAAGAAACUGCCCGACAGCAUCCAGGCCAGGCUGAACAGCACCAGCGUCAACUACACCGUGUUCGCCCCCACCGACUGGGCCUUCAGCAAGAUCCCCACGUCCCAGCAGCUGGAGCUGGAUAGGGAUGACGAGGAGGGGGAGAAACUCCUCAAAUAUCUACUGUUUGGACACAUAAUCCCGGAUGUGCAGCUUGACGCCGCCAUGUUGUCCCAUGAUCAGAUGCUGAGGACGAUGGACAAUCGCACCAUUCACAUCAAACACGUAGAUGGAGAUACGUACCUAGAGAGCGGAUCAGUGAGAGCCAGACUGGAGAUGACCAACAUCGGCUGCACCAACGGCGUGAUCCACCUCAUCAGCAACAUCCUCUUCUUCAAGAACUUCACCAUCUGGGAGGCCAUCGAGAACAUCCCGCAGCUCAGUAUAAUGUACUCCUUCGCUAUACAGUACCCGGACAUAGAGGCGAAACUCUCGGCAGAGACUUCUGGCGCGUUGACCAUGUUCAUGGCUAGCGACUCGGUGUUGAAGACCACGUCCCGAUCCGCCCUGGACACGCUUAACUCCUUCCCCCACAUGGUGUACCAGGCACUAAGGGGUCAGAUUGUCCAGGGACAGUUCAGCUCGUCCAGUGUGGCCAGCUCCGUGCAGGUGGGGACGCUGGCCGGCAAGAGUCUCCGCAUCUACAAGGAGGACUCCAGGACCGGCACAGAAGAUGAAGAUAUGAUGGUGGAGGGAAGUCACGUGAAAGCUCGCGUGAUUGUGAAGGACAUCUGGUGUUCAAACGGCGUACUACACAUCGUGGACGACAUUCUGCACGUGGCCAUCCGGAGCAUCAUUGAGGAGAUGGACAGACGACCGGACAUCAGCUACACACGCACCAUGUUCCGCGCCAUCCCAGCCCUACAGGACCACCUCUCCCAGCUGGCGCAGAGCUUCACCGUCUUCAUCCCCCACAACGACGCCUACGCCAGCCUUCCCUGGGCCUCCGUCAACUCCCUGCUGAAAAACAUCAACAAAACCAAAGAGCUGAUGCAGGCACACAUCGUCACGGGUGUUGCUAAGAACAUUGACGAACUCGCCGACAGACAGAUGCUGCAGGCGGAUAAAAACGUCAUUUACAUCGUCAAAAAGUCGGGGAACGUGUACGUCGUCAACAACAACAUGUGGGCCAAGGUGAUCGUCCCCGACAUCCCGGCGUCUAACGGCAUCAUUCACAUCAUCAACAACCUCGUCUAUUACCCCUACAAGACCGUGGCGGAAAUGCUGGAUUCCACAGAUGAGCUGCGCGCCUUCUAUAUGAUCAUGUCCGGCCUCCCGGAGUUCAACAGCCUGGUCAACAAAGGGGAGAGAAAUCUCACAGUGUUUGCGCCCUCUGCUGACUUCCUGAACUCCCUCGCCAUCUCCCGACUCGACCGCAUCCGAAACAGCACACAUGUUUUAAGAAAGUUAUUCCGAGGCCAUCUGUUUCCGUCAUUCCGACUGGACGACGAGUUCCUUCGGCGCUACCAAGUGGAGGAAUAUGUGUCUCGGAGUUCGCUCAAUACGACCUUCACGCUGCGCAGGUCUGGGGAUGACACAUAUAUCGACGCGGGGUACGAGCCGGCCUAUAUCGACCUGAUAGGGCGUGGCUACGGCUGCAGUAACGGCGUGAUCUACGUAAUUGACGGCUUCCUCAACUACUCCCCCUUCAACCUCAUGGAGCGGCUGCAAGGGGACUCCAAUAUAGAGCACUCUCUCGGAUAUCUGCUGCGCCUGCUGAACAAUACGUCGGAAACACUGCUGUCACGUGAAGACAAGACCUACACCUUGCUCAUUCCCCGCAACCUGGCUCUGAGAAAACUCACGUAUACAGAUUUCAUGACUUUGGAUAAUUUCCCGCCGUCGGAGAGAAUGAAAGUGUUCUGGCGCCAUGUUUUAAAUGACACGGAAGUGACGUAUCACGAUUUAAAACAGGGCACAGUGAGGUCGGAUGUUCUCCCAAAAGAUGUUAUGUUGGAAACAAACCAAGACGGUGUAUUUUUCAAAUGGAGGCACGUCCAGUCCAAGGUUGUGGAGUACGACCGCCUCGCCUCAAAUGGCGUCAUCCAUAUUGUAGACAGCUUCCUGUUUACGACUUCAGACCCGAAAACGACACCAAGAUCUACAACAUAUGUGCCCACGUCAACAACGAGGGUACUUCCGGUUUCUGAAACCGGGUGUGUGCUGAACCAUCCUUGCCUUACAGUGUUACUGAUGCUCUCCUCUGCAACAUUCAGCCUCUUCACGUGACCACUGAAGCAUAACACAUCACCCCUUGCGUAUAAUAACAAUAAUAAACAACGUGCGCCGAGCACAAGGAAGUCCCCGUGUGUAUAUAGGUGUGAAAGACUUCAAACCAAAGAGGAGGAUGUCUGUUCAUAUGUGUAUCUUACGAAUGCAACCAGUAUUGAAAAUACUCAUAUGUAAAUAUACACGUUAAAAGGCACACCCUGAAGUGUAGAUUCAGUAACAGGUAUUCAAAAUGCCUUCACCUCUCUUUAUAUCUCUGUUAACCCUGUAUGAUAAUGUUUGUUAGUUUAUUGAUUAAUGUGGCUCCGCCUGGUGUGAAUAAUACAACGGUUACUAAGACAA